AUGUCUCGCGCGCUGCCUCAGCCACCGCUAUCGUCUCUCCCACUGUCGGCGCUGGUGGCGCAGGCGAGCUUUGCCGAGUCCCCGACCGACCGGACGCCCCGAGAAUGGUUCGAUAGGGCAAAGCACGAAGCUGACCUCGCCGUCCUGGCUGAGCGCAAGGGCAAGAAGGAGGAGGUCUUUGUGGCGUACUCGAGAUGCUGUACUGCCUAUGCGAAUGUCAAACUGCAUCCGGGCUUUAAGGAGGCCAAGAAGGGGGAUGCGCACUGGACGCAGCGGGUCAAGGACUUUCAAGAGACCUACGAUGCGUAUAUCGCCAAAGCAAAGGAGAUCAAGGAGGUCUUGAGGCAGAGGGAAGAAAAGGAUGGCCGUCCGACCCCAUCUCGCGCUCCUUCCACUGGCGGACCGGAAAUAGCGUCCAUGGGGAGUAUCGCCGAUCGCAUGAAGGCGCUAUCGGGGCGAGGGCUGGACGUCGGGCCCAAGAAGCCACCCGUAUCGAGUCGGAAUCGCGCAGCAUCCAGUGCGAGCUCGGCCAGUACAGGCGAAAAGCCACGCCCAAAAGGUCCGGCUGUCCAGCCAAAACUCCCCCCGCACAGCCUUCCAACCGUCACCGAUGGCCUCCCAUCCCCGCCUACCCAGGGCCGGUCCCGCUCCAACAGCAAAGCCGUCGAGGAAUCCCCUCCGGCCGUCCCGGUACCUGCCAAACAACCCCCACCUCCCGCGCCCAAACCAAACGGUCUCUCCCUGCAUAGCCCAUCCGCAUCGCAGUCCCUGCCCAAACCAAGCGAGGACGACUUUGAGAAGGCGUUCCCAUCUCUGGCGGACUUUGGCAAACAGUUUGAAGAGGACGAGAUACAGGAUCUCAAGCCCAAGGCGGAUGGGCUGGUGGGACCGUUCGAAAAGGUCGACGAGGUCAAGUUUCCGGAGGUCCCCUCGUUCAAUCUCCCUUCGGUACCGUCAUCGCUGCCCAGCUCGGAGCUGCCUCCGCCGCCGUCCCGACCGGAUCGCCUCCACCCAUCCCCACCUGAUGCUGGGCCGAAAGAUAUCAAUCGGCCCGCGUCAUCACCAGAAGUGUCCUCACUAUCGACAGAGCCGCCGCCCUCCCUCCGGCCAGGUCCACCUCCAGCCCAAACCGAGGACAAGUCCGUCCGCCCCCUUCCUCCCAAGCCAAAGUUCCCCCUCACCAACUCGAUUGUUCCUGAUCUCCUCCGCACCUACAUCAUCCACCCCAACGUCAAUCUGCUCAUACUGGAUAUCCGGCCAGAAGCAGAGUACAAGAAGGGGUACAUUGGCCAGGAGUACGAGCCAAAAGGGUACAUUACGGAUGUGGUCUGGAUCGAUCCAACGGUGUUGAUGCGGAAUGAUAUGAACUCGGUCAAGCUGGAAGACUCGCUCUCGCUCUCACCGGAACAUCAGCGCCGGGCAUUCGAAUAUAGGGACAAGGCCGACAUUGUCGUCGUGUACGACUCGACAUCCACGUCUUGGCCAAAAGGGUCGAGCCCGCUCUCGCGAGUCUGGGACAUCAUCUACGAGCACGAAUUUAGCAAAAAGCUGCAAAGGACGCCGGUCCUGCUCGUAGGUGGCCAGGAGCACUGGAGCGAGUACAUCCGGCGGCGCCAUGCCUCCUAUACGCCUGUAUCGGAGAACAAACCCAACGGAUCUCCAAGAAAAGCCAACCGGGAUGUGGGCGUCUACCAAUCCGCACCGUACACCAAGGCGCCCGAUACCUAUACCCACUCGGACUACUACUCGGGUCAGCCAUCCCGCUCCUACCUCCCUUCCGCAGCCACCUCUUCUCGCCACGCCCCUUCCAACUCAUUGUCUUACCCCUCCCCCGCUAUCGCGCCACCACCCCAAACUCACCCCGGACCCGGAACACGCCGGCGCUCCGACUAUGUCGAGCACUCCACCCAAGCGUAUUCUGGCUAUAAUCCCGCCGGUCUGACCACCUCGCCGAGACAACACGGACAUGGCCAGAUCGAUUAUCCUUCGCCGCAUUCCCUCAGUAUACCCAAGCCUCCACCACCGGCGCAGGGCCACGGUCUCGAACGGCAUGGCGUAGUUCGGAGUCAGAGUAUACGUGCGCUGGAUCUCAUGGCGAGGGAAGAAGGCGAGGUGCGAUACUGGAACGAUGUGGCGUUGGGGAUGACGGGGUUAAAGAAUCUUGGAAAUACCUGUUACAUGAACUCGACGCUGCAAUGUCUGAGCUCGACAUAUCCCUUUACCUCUUACUUCUUGGAUGGGAGCUUCAAAAAGGCAAUCAACUACACCAACCCGCUUGGAACAAAAGGGAACCUCGCUGGGGCGUUUGCCGAGCUGCUCAAAGCGCUAUGGGCGGAAGAGUACACCUUUCUGUCGCCAGUCACCUUUAGAAAAAACAUCAUCACCUUUGCCUCGCAAUUCUCUGGUACGGACCAGCACGACUCGCAAGAGUUCCUCUCGUUUGUCCUGGACGGCCUGCAUGAGGAUCUGAACCGGGUCAAGGUCAAGCCCGCGCCGGUGGAGAUGACACCUGAUCGCGAAUCACGGCUGGAGACGCUCCCGCCAGAGAUUGCUUCCGAGCAGGAAUGGGAGAUAUAUCGGCAGCGGAACGACAGCUUUAUCGUCGAUCUCUUCCAGGGGCAGUACCGGAACAGACUCGAGUGUUUGACAUGUCACAAGACCUCGACAACAUACGACACGUUCAUGUACAUGAGCCUACCCGUUCCCGCUGGAAAGAAGGCGGUGGUGAUCCAGGAACUGGUGGAUGAGUUUGUCAAGGCAGAAAUUAUGGAGAAGGAGGACGCCUGGCACUGCCCAAGAUGUAAAGUCCCCCGAACAGCCAGUAAAACCCUCACCAUCUCGCGCCUCCCCCCUGUCCUCCUCAUCCAGCUCAAACGAUUCUCCACCAAGAAUGGCGUCUUUUGGGAUAAGUCGGAAACGCCCGUCAUCUUUCCGGUCAAGUCGCUCGACUUGUCGAGAUACGUCCCGGUACGGCAUGCGACGGGACGGGAGGAUCUGGAUGAUCCGAGGACGCAAGUCGGGCCGUUCAGGUAUGACUUGUAUGGUGUCAGCAAUCAUAUGGGGACGUUGUCGAGUGGGCACUACACGGCAUUUGUCAAGAGUGCAAAGGGGUGGUAUUACUGCGAAGACAGCAAGAUCUCGCCGGCGCAGGAUAAGGAUGUUGUCACUAAACCGGCGUAUAUCUUAUUUUAUAAGCGAGUUCGCGCAUGA
Dioszegia hungarica is the source of this 3210-nucleotide messenger RNA. RefSeq lists its product as uncharacterized. The transcript has 13 exons. Gene Ontology annotation, molecular function: cysteine-type deubiquitinase activity. Lineage: Eukaryota; Fungi; Basidiomycota; Tremellomycetes; Tremellales; Bulleribasidiaceae. Gene Ontology annotation, biological process: protein deubiquitination. Bases 1 to 3210 code for a protein of 1069 amino acids. The record is from RefSeq and is a predicted model, not a curated record.